AUGAUGUUGACGAUCCUAUUCACUACUGGCACAACAAACGACAACUCAGAGACAAGGGGGCUUUUAUGGGCAGGUAUAAGCAGGGCGUUCUGUGGGCCUCGGCCGCAGCCCGACUACGGGCUGGGAUUUAAGCGGGAGGCCUUCACACACCCACAAUUGCAGAAGCUGGAGCCGUUCAUUGGAAACGUGCUGCGCGACUGCUCCUAUUUUGCCGCCACGUACGACAUGUUCCUCCCGUUCUUGACCAGUGAGGUCAAGUGCGGAGCAGGCGCUCUCGACGUCGCCGACCGCCAGAACGCACACAGCCAGGUCGUUGCGCUCCGUGGGCUGGUGGAGCUCUUCCGACUUGUCGGUCGAGAGACGGAACUGCAUCGCCAGAUCAACGGGUUUUCCGUCUCUCACAGCGACGAGUAUGUCAGGAUUUGGGGCCACUAUGCCGUGAUCGACGGGCAAGACGUCUCUUAUUUUCGACACCCGAUUGCCAAGUUUGACAUCUCGCCGACGGCCGAGGGCGACCAGCGGUGGAAGGCAUACUCGUUUGUUCGGAACGUCCAGGACCUGUGGGUUCCCGACCACUUCACGAAGAUCUGUUCUGUCAUCGAUGCCUUGCCGACAGAGCUGAGUUUCGACGACGAUUUCGGUCCCUCCGAGGGAUCGGCCUCGCGGUCUGGAUUGUCGCAGGAACUUGACUGUUCCAGCCUUGUUGACGAACAAGCUACAAUUUUGGCACAAGGAGGGCUGUAUGCCCACCCGGUCUCUCCCAAUACGACGAUGCAAUCUACGUCGACAACCGACCCCAUGAAGAGGAGGAGGAACCAAUAG
Molecule: messenger RNA, 822 nt
Organism: Anthostomella pinea
Lineage: Eukaryota; Fungi; Ascomycota; Sordariomycetes; Xylariales; Xylariaceae
Source: the annotation of a GenBank genome assembly